Cucumis melo (muskmelon) is the source of this 2382-nucleotide messenger RNA. RefSeq lists its product as uncharacterized. The record is from RefSeq and is a predicted model, not a curated record. NCBI's taxonomy places the organism in Eukaryota, Viridiplantae, Streptophyta, Magnoliopsida, Cucurbitales, Cucurbitaceae. The transcript has 2 exons. The coding region runs from base 59 to 265 and encodes 68 amino acids.
UGAGUCGUAAACCACAUAAUAGAAAAGAAAAAAAGAAGACAAAGCAAAGAAGAAAACAAUGGCGGAUUGGGGCCCAGUUUUCGUGGCUGUGGUUCUCUUCCUCCUUCUAUCCCCCGGCCUUCUCUUCCAAAUCCCCGGCCAUCACAGCUUCAUUCAGUUCGGCAACUUCCAAACCAGCGGCUCCUCCAUUUUCAUCCAUUCCCUCAUCUUCUUUGCCCUAAUUUCCCUCUUCACCUUCGUCAUUCAACUCCACAUCUACAUAUGAUCAUCCCAAAAUUAUCGAACCUAUUUCUAAUUUCCAGUGAAAGAAAGAAAAGGAAGAAGGAAAAAAGAAAAGAGAAUGGAGAAGGCGGCGGAGGAGGAGAUGGAGCUAAUCAGCCUUGCGAUUCGGAGGCUGAUGGAGGAGAACCGCAACAGAACCACCUCUCAUCGGAGCUCCGAUACCGAUACCGACGCGGACGAUAUGCAACUUCUUUCCCAAUUGCUCUCUGAGGUUAGAUAGAUUUUGUUAGUCUAUUCAUUCAUAACAUAAUCGGUUUGCUUCAAAUCAAUUAAUACGAAAGAAUAUUUUCAUCGAUUAAUUUUUUAAUUUUAAAAUAUUAAGAUUCAAAUCUCUUGUGUCGCUUAAUUACUUUCAUGACUAUUCAACAGAAUUGGGAGAGUUGAAAUCUGGAUUUCAUUUAGGCAUAACGAAAUAGGGGUUGUUCGGUAGAUAAUUUCGCCUUUCCAUGUUUUUGGAUUUUGUGUGUUCCAAACUGUUCUUUUGAAAUCAAUAUUUCCUUGGUUUCAUAAUAUCCAUAAUUUCAAUUUUACCUUUUAAAAUGCAAAAUGGUAUUAAAUGCAUAUAAAAAUAUUUAAAAUUAAAUUUUUUAUCAUGGUGUAGACUCAAUUCGUUUUCUAAAAGAAUAAUAUGUAUUUAUGAAUAAUGUUAUAAAUUAUAUAAUAUUACAAAAAUAUACAUAAUUAUUAUAAAAUUUAGUUCCAAAAUAGUAACUAUUACAUGUGUUUUCACACCAUAGACACUAUAUAUAUAUAUAUAUAUAUAUAUAUAUAUAUAUAUAUAUAUAUAUAUAUAUGUAGAUAUAAGAUUUACGAAGUUUAUCAAAAAUAUAAAAUAAGUUUAACCAACCCUUUAAAAAUAAAUUUAUAUUAACAAAUAAAUUGAUAAUAAUUUACUGUCAGUUUUAUGAUUUAUAAAUAUAUAAACUUGAAAUUACUUACACAAUAUGAUAAAAUCCAUUCGACAAAACUUAUCUAAAAUUUUUUUUAUGUAUAACCAUUUUCCUAUAAAAAGAUACAACAUCAAACACAUCUAAACAUUUGUUUAAAUUAAAACACAUCUAAACAUUUGUUUAAAUUAAAAUGUAACGCUCGGAUCAUGCAACCCCAAUCUAAAAACAUGAAAUAAAAUCUUAAUUUCAUUGAAUAGCCAAACAUAUCCCUUAAUUACUCUGCCAAUUUAAAACCUUUGAUAAAUAUGGCAUAUUUUAAAUUUGAAAUUUGACAUCUUAAUCUUUUUGUUAAUGCCAAACUUAGAAGCUUGUAAGUUUUUUCCCACGACCCAUUUGGUUAUUAUCUUUUAAAAGAAAAAAUUCAAAUGCUUACGAAAAAUAGUUAAAUUUCUUAAUAAUUUUCAUUUAACUCUUUUUUAAAGAAAUUAUGAACCACACUGAAAACCAUUUUAUUUUUAUUUUUAAAAUUGGGGAAGAACAAGUAAUUGGGUUUUAUUACCAUUAACAGGUGGAAUCAACAAGAGAAGAACAGAGGCUUAACCACUACUCUAAGCAAGAGGAUGGGGAAAUAAUUGAGACAAACUUAGAGGCUGAAGGAGAAAAUAAUGUGGAAAGAAGUGAAAUCAAGGUUAAAACAGAGGAGAUAGUGAAAGAGCUAAAAGAAGUGAAGAAGCAAAAUUUCGUAACUCACUGCCUUGUUUCAGCAAUGAUUAUCCUCACUGUUGCUUGGCAAAUCUCUGAAGUGUCUUUCAUUUUGAAACUCAGAGAUGGGUUGUUGAGCAAUCCAUUCAAAUCCCUAGGAACAAUUCUUAAAAGAAAGACAACUUCAGCAAUACAACAUCAGAUUGAAGCUACUGAAUUGCCUCAGCUUAAUAUACCUGCCAUACCUCACGUCAGCUUACCCGACUUCGAUGAUGAUUCAUAGCUUCAUCAACAUCCAUCACCUAAGUUGUGUUCCUUUGGAUGUGCAGCUCUUUGGUUUUGUUUUUAUAGCCACAACUAAACAUUUGAACAGCUUUGUACAACUUUGUAUCUAUCUAAAUUAGUUGUUUAAGGGAAGAAAUUAUAUUGAACCCCUGUAUUUUGUCGGGCGUGUCUACGCCGGUACUGCUUUUUGUUUUGGAAGUUUAAGGCUGGAAUUUAUAAUAAA